This is a messenger RNA of Pocillopora verrucosa, 3699 nucleotides long. The record is from RefSeq and is a predicted model, not a curated record. Lineage: Eukaryota; Metazoa; Cnidaria; Anthozoa; Scleractinia; Pocilloporidae.
UCAGCUAGAUGUUAAGCUCUGGAAGCCGAAGAUAAAACUUGCGAAUAGAGCCUUACCAAGGUACAGUCUAACACAGGUGUGGCAAGAAUAUCUUCACGAACUGCUAAGGAAAAUUUUCAAACCGCAGUGAGAAGAGAUAGCAGAGCUACAUCUGAGAGAGAAACAAGACGGUGCUUUUCAAACUGCUACGACUGCACUCAAACCUCGCUUCUUAAAAGUGCACGGGGAAAAGAGAGUGACGACUGGGAAUUAAUUUACAAAAAGAUCGACUUUCUCGCUUUAUUCAGCGACUCUCUUCCGUGAAAAAACAUAUUACUUCCAAUUGAAGUUUUCCCUGGUCUACGGUGGAGUCUGGCAGCAACUUCUCGAAAUUUGUGUGAGCAAAUCAUAAAGGCUGUCUAAGUUACGCGCAAAACUGCAAUAUUCAAAUUGGCGACUGUUGACAAUGAGCAAAUGGGAAAAAUCGCCAGAGACAAUAAGCACAACAGAUGAAGUCUUGAGGUUACAGAGUGAAAUUACAAGACUGCAACUGGACAACAAGGCUCUGAAUGUUCGUGCUCAAGGAGUACAAGUUCUAGGCAAAGUUCUUCAGGAUACACAGGAAAGCAAUCUCAAACUCAAACAAGAAAUACAACAGUUGAAAUUGGGCUUGACACAGAAUGGUGUUGCUUCAACUCAAUUUGCAGAUCUUUCAGUCUGUACUUCUGUAAAUGAUGAUGGGCAAAGCACAGUUCACGAACAAGGUGACACCUACCACUCAUCAAUGCCUAGUCAAAGAAGUGAGGCUGCAGGUUUUGUCAAUGUCACAACAGUCUCCUGUCCUCAGUCCCUCUCAGCAGGAUUUCCCUCUUUGUUACCUGGAGAAUUUCAUCUUAAGGAGAUACAAGCAGAAUAUCAACACAUCAUGACUGAACUUGAUCACCUACAAGGAGAGGCACAGAAACUGCGGGAGGGUGUUGAACAAUUACCUGGAGAUGGCAGAGAUUUGGAGUUACAAGGGAAGCUCACAAGGCUGUUUUCAAGGCUUAAUGAUUACAGUAAGGAGGCUCGUACAAGGGAAACCCUUUCAAGUGCUUUAGUUUCAGAGGAGGAAAAAUUGAGAGAAAAGCUUGUUGAAAUGGAAGCAGAGCAGGCCUCGCAUGAAAAUGUGGUGCAUCAACUGAGAGAUAAAUUGGGCAAAAGCAAAGAAGAAAUGGAGCUGCUAAUGGAUGAAAUAAAGCUCUGUGAAGAAGCUGUCUUAGUGAAAAGGGAGGAGGCAUUGGAGAUUGAAGCAGGCAGUGGACCUUUGUCAGGCAGUUCAAGGAAAAGUGCAGGAAGAUCUCUCUCAGAUGAGGAAAUCAUAGUAAAGACACCAAUGAUGCAGACUGUGGUCAAGACAUGUGAGAGUUGUGGCCAGUUACAGCGACAGGUUAAUGAGCUACAGAAGCAACUACUGUUGGCAAAGGCUGAGAAGGAUGAGGCACUCAAACUGAAAGAAGAGGUUCUGGAUGUGAAUUACAAGUGGGAUGAGCAAUACAAACUGCUUGUUGCAGCUUCAACUAAAGACAUCAAUGAGCUGAAAAAGGAGAUCGAAAUAUUAAAAUUCAGUGAUACUAGCAAACGACAUGGGCAAUUCUCAGUGACUGAACCAAUGGAGAAGAAAGCAUUGGAUGACCGUUGCAAGUACCUGGAGAGUGAGUUACAACAGAAGCAACUUGAAAUAAAUCGCUUGCAGCUGUUGAUAAGAAACCGGCCCACACAAAUGGCCCAAACACCCCACCACUCUUCCUUGGAGCAGCCACUGUCCCAUCUCUCCCAGCUGGGUGCAGCUGCACCACACCCAGGCCCACUCUCCGAAGGUUCACCAUCCUGGCCUGGUACAAGUGUUCUUGGACAGAAAAUCCCUGCAGAGGUUGUUGAUCAAAUAGAAGUUUUGAAACAACAGCUCAGAGUCUAUGCUGACGAUUUUGCCACUGAAAGAGAAGACCGUGAGAGGAAUCAGGCAGAAAAAGAGAAGCUCAAAGAAGAAUUGGAUGCUGUGAAGGAGCAAUUACAAGCACUUGAGCAGCAGCUCCAGAUAUACGAAGAAGACUUCAAAAGAGAGAAGAAAGAGAAAGAGAGCCUUCAGCAACAAUUAAGAGCUAAACAAACUGCAGGUGGUUACUCAUACAAUGAUCCGUUGGCCCAGAAGGCCAGGGCUGUAGCUGAACAGCAGGCCAGGGUCCAGGCCAUCAAAGAGGUACACGACCGAGAAAGGGACAGGCUGUUGAGAGGACAAACCGAGUUACAGCAACAGGUUUAUGAUCAGCCAUACAGUCGUGCUCGAUCCCAGUACAAUCCUUAUGGAAGAUAUGGCCAGGAUUACACAAACCAUGAAUCGAAGCGGCCUCUUUUGGUCCCAAGGGGUACAAUGCAUCCUUCUCAUGGAUUAAUCACACAUCCUACAAGUCAGCAGGCAACCAGAACUUCCAUUUACCAUGGAGGAGAAGUUUACCCAGACACAGUGCGAGACGUUAUAGAUUCCCCUUUGGAUGGAAACGAUGUCGAAUCAGAUUCAGGUGUUAGCAGUAAGGAGGAGGUGGUUGGACUGGAAGAAUGCCCUCGCUGCUUGAGGAAGUUUAAUGGAGAGGAUAGCGACGCAAUUCUCAAACACAUCGAGAGGUGCAUCUCCUAAGGUGGCUCAACAGUUUGCGGUACUUUUUCAGAUUGUUUCGAUGUAUCAGCACUUUCACCCUGUAUCGGUCUGUGGUAAAACAUUGGUAACGAGCAGAUGUCUGAUCAUUGGGUUGUAUGUCCUCAUCGUCCCGCGUGUUUAAGCGAUGUUUAAUUGUAUAUUACACAAUGAAAACGGCGUUAGUUCUUGCCCUCAGUGAUUGUAAAAUUGUAUUUAGUAAGCUCGGGGUACAAGUCUUUGAUUACAAAAAUGAAGUCGUUAGUUCUUUCCCUCAGUGAUUAUAAAAUGUUAUCAAGUAAGCUGGGGAGUACAAGUCUUUGAUUACAAAAAUGAAGUAUUUCUUUCCCUCAGUGAUUAUGAAAUGUUAUCAAGUAAGCUCGGGAGUACGAGUCUUUGAUUACAAAAAUGAAGUAUUUAGUUCUUUCCCUCAGUGAUUAUUAAAUGUUAUCAAGUAAGCUCGGGAGUACGAGUCUUUGAUUACAAAAAUGACGUGGUUAUUUAAAAACUCAACUUGUUUAGGUAUUGAAAAGUAGAGGUUUAAGUUUAAUCUUACUUUUUUUAACGAGAAAGUGUCGAAGCUAAUGGUGGCUUUGUGAUUGGUAUAAUGAUACGCGGAGAAAGAGACAUUUAUUAACCAAUGAUUGGACAUUCGUUUGAUGCUCUUGUUUUAUCAUCGGCCAAUUCAGAGUGGAAGUAAUAGCACAUCGAAUCAUAAGUACUGCGAACUGCUUUGAGCCACCACAUGGAAACGAUGUGGCCUCGAUGUUUUUGAGGGGGUGGAGUUAAUUUUGAAUUUAUUCACCAACUCAAUGGAAAGUAGGGCAUAUUGCCCCACAUUCAAUAAUUUUUGUGAUCAUGGUUUACACAGUUACACAUAUUGUCUUUGUUUAAACUUGACGUUGAAUAUCUGUUAUUUCAAUUUUUUUUGUCACUAUUCAUAUUUGAGUUGCUUGAUAGAACAUGCACGAUUUUAUAUUUCAUACGAAGUUCAGAUUUGUUGAGGUUUUGUUGGGAGAUUAUAACAUUUGGUGGUGUGUUUUGAGUGA